ACGAUUGCGGACGAUUGCGUGCUCCGAAUAUUUAUUUGUUAUUAAUAUUAUUGUCAAUUAUGUUCCUUUGUGUUCUCUUUGCAAAAUGUGAGCCACAAUCAUAGUGACCUAUUUGUGCUUGCGCAAUAUUACGAAAUAUACGCUAACUAUACGCACGUUAGAUUUAUACAAUAAACUGAUAAGUUUUAAAGUUUACACUAGUCAAUCGCAGUACCAGAAAGCCAAAUGGGUAACGGAAAUGGAAAGUUAAAAAGCAAGCUCAAUCUCCUUACAAACGACGAAAUUAAGGUAGUUCAAACAUCAUUCAAACACAUUAGCAAAAACACUUCGAAAAUAAAAGAUGAUGAUUUAGUUAGAAUUUGGAGUACACAAAUUGAUCCUAAACUUUGUAAAUAUGUAUCCAAUUACUUAUUUGGAACUGGAGAACGUAAAACCCAUUUGACUAAUUUUGAAAAUUUUGCUGAACUGUUUGUGUACUCAGUAAGAGGAACACCUGAAGAAAGAGUAUCUGUUUUUCUGGAAAGUUUAGAUCAUGCAGAUGAAGAAGCUGAAGUGCCAUAUCCACUUAUUAAAGAGUAUGCUGAGUGCAUUGUAUCAAGUUAUGUUAAAGUGCUAAAAAUUCAGAAUAGUCCUGGUUACCAUUCCUGGUCAGCCGGUGGUUUUAGUAUUCACAAUGAAUGUUUACUCAGAUUUGGCGAAGGAUUGGCACAUACAAUUGGAAAUCCAAGAAAUGGAAUUCGACAUGCGGAUCUAUUUAAAUGGUUCAAUCAUAGUCCCACUAUAAUAAAAAUGAUGUCACAUAUUUUCACUCACGUGUACAAUUACAUCGAACAUGGAUCAGGCUCAUCUCAACCAAAUAAAUCAAAUUCUAUGACAAGCACACAUAGCCGUCGGAAAAGUAGUUUUAGCAGCUUUGUUAAUCUUCAUGCAUUUAAUACUGAUAUGUUGCCUUUGUGUAGUGGAUUGAGGAUUGUUCCUGAUUAUACACCAAUCAUUGACAUAGCUCAAUUAUUAUUUAUUAGCAGUAACUUACCAAUUGAGUGCCAAAGAGAAUGGAGAUUCUUAUUUUCUAGUCGUGUUCAUGGAAACAGUUUUAACACAUUACUAGGGCGAAUAUUAGAGCAAGGGCCAACAGUAUUAAUAGUUGAAGAUGAGGAUGGUCAUAUUUUUGGAGGCUUUGCCACAGAUUCAUGGGUGGUUGGACCUCGUUUUUUUGGUAAAAACACUAGUUUCUUAUUUACCUUAGCACCUCAGAUGAGGAUUUAUGCUUCAACAAGCUAUAACGAUCAUUAUCAGUAUUUAAACACAUUUCAACAGACAAUGCCUAAUGGAUUAGGAAUGGGUGGUCAAUUUAACUUUUGGGGAUUCUUUUUGUCUAAUGAUUACGGAAUUGGACAAAGCUGUGAGUCAUGUACAACAUAUAAAGAUUAUCAACAAUUAUCAAAAUCCAAAGAUUUUAAAAUUAAGAAUUUAGAAGUUUGGGCAGUGGACGAAGAACCAUUGUCAGCUGAAGAAUUGGGUGAACGUUCUGAUAAAAAAAAAGGUAAAAGUGUAUUGAUGGGAAAUGAGGAAAAUAAAGCAAUCUUGGAGAUGGCUGGACGUCAACAUUAUUCUGAUGGUCUUGUGGAAGAUCCUGACUGUGUUUGAUUACAGUAACAUAUAAUGUUAAGUAAUAAAGUUUCUUUAUGGUGACACUUUUAUUAAUUCAUUUAUAUUUAUUAUUUAAUUUCAAAUGUGCUAGUUGUAAAAAUUGGUGAUUCAAAGUCUGUUAUAGCAAACGUCAAGAUUGUUAUGUGUGUAAUAGUGUUGUGAAACCAGUAAUGCCGUGUUUAGUACCACUU
Ctenocephalides felis (cat flea) is the source of this 1841-nucleotide messenger RNA. RefSeq lists its product as uncharacterized. Bases 226 to 1647 code for a protein of 473 amino acids. The record is from RefSeq and is a predicted model, not a curated record. NCBI's taxonomy places the organism in Eukaryota, Metazoa, Arthropoda, Insecta, Siphonaptera, Pulicidae. The transcript has 10 exons.